This is a messenger RNA of Caenorhabditis sp. 36 PRJEB53466, 1536 nucleotides long. The record is from the annotation of a GenBank genome assembly. Lineage: Eukaryota; Metazoa; Nematoda; Chromadorea; Rhabditida; Rhabditidae.
AUGGGCGUUGCUCCUGCAGAUUCUGACCAGGCAGUCAUAAAACAAGAGUCGGACAUCUCGUUGGAUUGGUUCGUUCAACAGUCUUUCGAAAAUUUCAUCUUGCCCUUCUUAUUCAAUGAUUACGGUACUUCGCAACAAUAUGAUCCCUUGAUUCUGAAAAGGGAAAUGAAUGACACAGAUAUCACUAAGCAGUUUGAAAAGGAACACGAGGCAGUGCUGUCAAGGUCGUUCUUGUUAAGACAGAAAAAGUGUAAAUUUAGCGCAAACUGAUUUUAGAUCAAGACAAAUUCAAGUUACUUUCAAGAUUCGAUUUAAACUUGAAUAGAGAAUUUGAGCUUACUACGACUUUGAAAUCGCGUUAACAUGUAUUAUUGGGGCACCGGACAGAAAGGGCGCGCUGUUUCCAAUCUGGCCGAAUUUCUAGGCCACGAAGUAAUUUUCCACUGAAAACGUGGCCUACCUUUUCAAACUCGGCCCCGAGGUCGCUCAACUUGCACUACAAAAAGAGUUUCUCAACAGAGCGCUAUUUCUGUGCGGUGCCCCUAUAAUAAUGAACAUUGAAUUGAGUAGUAGCUGAAACUUGGUGAGAAGUCGCUUAUCAAAAAUAAUAGAGUCUGAGCUUUGAUAUACAUUUAUUCGGGAGAUGACUCUGAAUCUUGAAUGAACAGUAACGUAGGGGGAAAUACAAACUUAUGAAAGUUUAACAAAACCUCCCGAAAUUAGAUCUCAUUUUACAGCAACCGUUCCCCAUUACACGACCGAACGACAAAAUGGCGGGCGAUGUGGAUCGCCGUAGGAAUGCAAUUUGUGGUCGGAGUCCAGAUAUCCGUCUACUACAUGUCCAUGUGGCCGUAUCUUUCGGGUUUGGACAAGACGGCGGACAUGGAUUUUCUGGGAUGGGUGGUGGCUGCGUGUAACAUCGGAUGAGUGAAUAGAGUUGUCUGAAAGUGAUCACUUUCAGGGACCGUCGCCUGCAAAUCAUGUUCGGCCUCGCCGUUUUCGUCGCCUUCAACCUCGUCAACUAUCCGUGGUGGUUCUACUCGGGAUCGCUCAACUACUUGCCGCCAGGUUAGUCACAGGAUCGUACAAUAGCUAACAGCAGUACUUCUGGCGCGAACACGACCGAAGUGGGAGGCUGUCUCGAUUCGUACACGUGGUGCAUUCGUCUUCUUUUUCGGAAUCGCCUUCCUAACUGUGGAAGCUCCUGCUACUGCUCUUUACUCUGAAAUUCUGGGUCCCCGGAAGCAGGGUAACAUGCAAGGAUGGUUCUCGUUCGGCGGAAGUUUCACACCGUUCGUCGCUUCCAUCACAAUCACGUAAGAUCCAAUUGAAAGAGUUCCUGAUCUCAAAUGGUCCCUUUGCAGAUAUCUCUUCCAACACACUGGCUACAAAUACUUGAUCCUUCUGCAAUCCGGCACCAUUCUCCUCGCAUUUCUACUCAUUGCCAUCUUCUACAAACGUCUGGUCCCGUUGAAAUUGCACAAGAAAAUGGUGUCACGACGGAGGAAAAUACUCUCUGAUAUUGUGGAAAAGUGA